AUGCUCGGGGCACCUUGGGCCAGUGACACCUUUUCAGCAGCCCCAGGCGUCCGCUGCACCUGGCGCAAGGGGCAGCGCCCGCGCGGCAGGCCCCCCUCCUCCAGCCGCCGCGCCGCGGCGCGGCAGAUCUCGGCGGCUGCCUUCUGCGGCGCGCGGCUGGGCACGCCCAGCUGGUGGCAGGCCCCCGCCGCGGCCAUGGCCAGGCGCGGCGGCGGCGGAGAGCCGCGGCGGCGAAACCGCGGCGGCGAGGGCGAUCGCGGCCGGAUCUUCGUAUGCGGGCUCCUGCCCGAGUGCGAGGACGAGGACCUGCUGCGGUACUUCACCAAGUUCGGGCGCGUGGACUCCGCGAGCGUGUGCCGCGCGAAGGACACCGACCUGUCCCUCUGCUGCGGCUUCGUCUUCAUGGGCGACGCGAACACGGCGGCCGCCGUCCUGGAGGCGAAGGCGGAGCACCGGCUCUGGGAGCACCCGGUGCAGGCCUCGAGGGAGCCCGCGGCCGAGUUCGCCGCCCUCAUCGAGGAGCUGGGCGUGCCGCAGAGGAGACUGGCGCCUCGCAGGGCGCAGGCCGACGCCACAGCGGCGCCGCCGCCAGCGGACGGCGCGGCGGCCGAGGCCGCGGAGGGCGGCCCCGGCCCCAGCGCGGAGGCCGCGGGCGCGGAGGGGGCGGAGCCGGCGGAGCAUCGGCCGAGUCGGGGCGGGCAGGACGAGGGCUGGCUCUUCGUCGGCAGGAUCGAGCACGAGACGAGCGAGCAGGAUCUCGAGGCCAUGUUCGCAGCAGCUGGUGCGGUGGAGAAGGUCGAGGUCAUGAGGGACCGGGACGGCGUCUCCAGGAAGUUCGCCUUUGUGAAGAUGUCGGACCAGGCCACGGCGGACUUCAUCCUGAGCAGCGGCCAGGAGUUCAAGCUCCCUGGCGGAGGCACGGUGAAGGUGGGGCCCUACACCGGGAGGGUGAAGCGCAGCAGCGACUUUCCAAGAGACGGCCACGACCGUGGGCGCGGCGAGGGCGGCUGGAACGACCGCGGGCGCGGCGAGGGCGGCUGGGACCGCGGGCGUGGCCACGACAGGGACAACCGUGGCCGCGACUGGGACCAGGGCCGGGCUGGCGAGUGGGGCGGCCAGGGCGGGGGCCGCGACGACGGCCGAGGCGCGCGCGCGCGGAGCCCGACGGGCGGCCGCGGCCGCGGCGACGACUGGGGCGGAGCUCACGGCCACCACAGCUGGCACGGCGACCGUGGCCCCAGGAGCUACGCGCGGACGCCCCCGCCGCCGCCGUCCAGGCAGGGUGCCGACCGCCACGCGGACCGCGGGCCGGCCCGGGACUACGGUGGCGGCGCCUACGCGGGCGGCGGCGCCUACGUCGACG
Prorocentrum cordatum is the source of this 1363-nucleotide messenger RNA. The record is from the annotation of a GenBank genome assembly. NCBI's taxonomy places the organism in Eukaryota, Dinophyceae, Prorocentrales, Prorocentraceae.